Molecule: messenger RNA, 891 nt
Organism: Ramularia collo-cygni
Lineage: Eukaryota; Fungi; Ascomycota; Dothideomycetes; Mycosphaerellales; Mycosphaerellaceae
Product: related to levodione reductase
Exons: 3
Coding region: 1-891 (296 amino acids)
Source: RefSeq, a predicted model, not a curated record
AUGGCGAAACAAUUCUUUAUUGAAGCGAAGGAUUAUGGGUCUUUGAAGGAGCAGGUGGUUGUUAUUACUGGCGGCUCCUCAGGAAUCGGCCUCGCAACAGCCAAAGUCCUCCUCGAAACGGGGGCGCGUGUCGUUGUGGGAGAUCUGAAUCCUUGUCCUUUAGAGGAGGAGGAGGGUGAGAAUCUUGCAUUUUGCAAGACGGAUGUUACGAAAUGGGAAGAUCUGUUGGCUCUCUUUGCGCUUGCGAUGGAGAGAUUUGGACGGGUGGAUCACAUCUUCGCCAACGCAGGCAUCAGUGYCCGAGCAGAUUACCUCCCGGAGAUCCUCCCCGACACUUCCACUUUACAAGAACCCAGCACAUUGACGUAUGAGAUUAAUCUGCGAGGAUGUAUCAAUACCGCUUACAUUGGAUUACAUCAUCUCCGUCAGCAGAAACGGGCAGGAAGUAUCGUCUUGACGGCCUCGGCGAGUAGUUUUCAGGCCUUUGGCGUCGUGGAUUAUUGUACCGCGAAACAUGGCGUGUUGGGUUUCAUGCGUGGUUUGGUGCCCAAUUUGCCUGCGCUUCCGGAGAGGAUUCGGGUGAAUUGUAUUGGGCCGAGCUGGACUUUGACGGGGAUUGUGCCCGAGGAACUUUGUAAUGCUGCGGGAUUGGAGACUCAGGAUGCGAGGGUCGUGGGGGAACAGGUGGCGUUGUUGAUGGCGCAGGGGGAGAGGAGUGGGGAGUUUAUCUAUAGUGUUGGUGGGAGAUGUUUUGAGGUUGRGAAGGCGGUUUUUGAACCUGCUGCUAAAGUUGUGGUGGGGAGUGAUGGUGGGGAGCAGGAAGGGUGGGAGAGGUUGAGGAGGGCUUCUGGGGGGAUGACGACGGGGGAUUUGAAGGAUGCUACCAGGUAG